AUGAGAUUUGGCAAGAGUGGAAAAUUAUCUCGUCAAUUUAUCGCCCCUUUUGAUAUCAUUGAACCAAUUAGAGAAGUUGCAUAUCGUCUUGCUUUACUGCCACAACUCUCCGAGGUUCACAAUGUGUUCCACGUGUCCAUUCUCUGCAAAUACGAACCUGGCCCCUCUCACGUGUUAGAUUGGACAGAGAUUGAAGGGGAUGAAGAUGUGUCAUAUGAAGAAAGAACAAUCCAAAUUUUAGAUACAUGGGAACAAGUGUUAAGGGGUAAGAAAAUUCCGUUAGUUAAAGUAUUGUGGCUCCAUCACGGUGUUGAAAAAGCGACAUGGGAAUGUGAAGCUGAAGUCCACUAG
Camellia sinensis is the source of this 351-nucleotide messenger RNA. The record is from RefSeq and is a predicted model, not a curated record. Lineage: Eukaryota; Viridiplantae; Streptophyta; Magnoliopsida; Ericales; Theaceae.